AUGGGUAAAGCAUCAAAGGCGACAAAGAAGUUUCAGUCGAAGCAUCUAAAACGUACUCUCGACCAGAGAAAGGAGGUUAAAAAACACAAGAAGCUGCAAGGCGCUCGUGGGAAGAAAACCGGUGAAAAGGUAGACACCAGGUUAACGAAAGAUGAGCAAAAGAUGAGGGAUUCCGCUAAGGAGGAAGUUUUCAAAGACAUGUCUGUGGAGCAAGUGUUUGAAAAAGGAAUUGACGUACCAAAAAUGAACAAGAAGAUGAGAAAGCAAUCCGAGAACAAAUCCAAUGACACUUCGGACGAUUCAUCCUCUUCUGAAGAAGAAGAUAUGGCCACGAAUAUGGCAGCUUUAUCAAAAGAGGACCCUGAGUUCUACAAAUAUCUACAAGAAAAUGAUAAAGGGUUGCUAGAUUUUGCUGGGAGUAAUCCAUUAGAUGGUGCUGAAAGUAGCGAUGAAGAAGAGGGGCAAGACGCGGGUGAAGAAGAGACACAGCAUGAAGCGGCCGAACUUGAAGAGGCUGGUUCUAAUAAAAUUGAGCUUACUGUUUCUUUGGUUAAGAGUUGGAAAAACGAACUUCGCAACGCGCCUAAUUUGAAACUGCUAAGAAACGUUAUUAUUGCAUUCAAAGUAGCCGUCCAUAUCAACAAUGAGGACGGUACUGAGGACCACAAGUAUGCAGUAAACGACGAAAGGGCAUUUCAUCAAUUGAUGUUUGUCGUCUUAAAGGAUUUACCGCAGGCUAUCCAAAAGAUGGUUCCAUACAAGAACACCAGGGGAUCUAGAACUCUGCCAACCGGUACAAACGUUUCCAAAAUUUCAUCCAUCAUUAAAGUCCACUCUGGUUCUUUACUAACACUGUUAAACGAUGUUACUAACACGGAAACAGCUGCUAUGAUACUGCACUCGAUUGAGCAAUUGUUGCCAUACUUUUUAUCGUAUAGAAGAAUUCUGAAAGAAAUGCUGAAGAUUAUUGUUCAAAUUUGGGCAACAACCAGGGAAAUUGAAACACAAGUUGCCGCUUUCGCCUUUCUACACAGUGCUUGUAAAGAGUUCAAAAAAUCUGCUCUAGAACUGGUCCUAAAAUUGACCUACUCUACCUUUAUCAAAAGUUGUCGUAAGACUAAUAUUCGUUCUAUGCCUUUGAUCAAUUUCCAAAAAAACUCUGCAGCUGAAUUAUUUGGCAUCGACGAGGCGCUAGGUUACCAAAUUGGAUUUGAAUAUAUUCGUCAACUAGCCAUACAUUUGAGAAACACGAUGAGUGCCACAUCUAAGAAAAACCAAAAAAUAAAUGCAGCAGAUGCCUAUAAGAUUGUCUAUAACUGGCAAUACUGCCAUUCCUUAGAUUUCUGGUCUCGUGUGCUUUCCUUUUCUUGCAACCCCGAGAAGGAACAGGGCCGUGAAUCUCCUUUGAGACAGCUAAUCUAUCCGCUGGUCCAGGUCACAAUUGGUACUACUAGGUUAAUUCCAGCUCCUCAAUUUUUCCCUCUAAGAUUCUACUUGGUUAAAUCCUUGAUCAGACUUUCUCAAAAUACAGGUGUUUUCAUCCCUAUCUUUACCAUACUUUUUGAGGUUUUAACAUCCACCGCCUUCACGAAACCACCAAAGAGGAAGAACAACCCUGAGGCUUUUGACUUUGAUCAUAACAUCAGAUGCCCUCAAGGUUACUUGGGGACCAAAAUAUACCAAGAUGGUUUGUGUGAAGAAAUUUGCGACCUGCUAGGUGAAUACUUUGUGCUGUACUGCAAAAGCGUUUCAUUCCCAGAAUUGACUACCCCUGUCGUGAUUUCCUUGCGUCGUUACAUCAAGACAUCCAAGAGCAUCAAGUUGAACAAGAGGUUGUCUAAUAUCGUUGAAAAACUGCACCAGAACAUUUCAUUUAUCGAAGAUAAAAGGGCACAUGUCGACUUCUCUCCUAGUAACAAAACCGAGGUCAACAGAUUUUUGAAUGACGUUCCUUGGCAAAAGACUCCAUUGGGUUCAUAUGUUUCGGUACAGCGUGAAGUGAAGGAGGAGAAGGCUAAGUUGAUCAGAGAAAGUUUGGAAGAAGCUGAUAGAGAAAAGGAGGAGGCAAAAGAUGUUGAAAUGUCAGAUGACUGA
This is a messenger RNA of Huiozyma naganishii CBS 8797, 2094 nucleotides long. It is a transcript of the gene NOC2, whose product is annotated as mRNA-binding ribosome synthesis protein NOC2. The record is from RefSeq and is a predicted model, not a curated record. The coding region runs from base 1 to 2094 and encodes 697 amino acids. Gene Ontology annotation, cellular component: nucleoplasm; Noc2p-Noc3p complex; Noc1p-Noc2p complex. NCBI's taxonomy places the organism in Eukaryota, Fungi, Ascomycota, Saccharomycetes, Saccharomycetales, Saccharomycetaceae. The transcript has a single exon. Gene Ontology annotation, biological process: ribosomal large subunit biogenesis.